GUCCCAAGGGUACAUACAAGACAAAGGAAGGAAAGUGCUGCAAGACUGGCGAAGUAUUUUCAAAUGGAAGAUGCUGCCCCAAGGGCCAAGUGGCUUCUGGUAAUAAAUGCUGUCCUCUAGGGACUACAAUGAUCGAAGGGAAAUGCUGCAAACCAGGACAGGUUGUCAAGGAUGGAAAGUGCGGUCCGUCGACUCCCUCUAACGUUGGUUCCACUCCCGGUCCUACAGAAACACCAAGGAAAACAACCACCAAGAUACCUGGUUGUCCAAAGGGUCUUUACAAGAUUGGCGGGACCUGUUGUCCACAAGGAAUGGUGCCAGUAAAAGGAGGGUGUUGCCUACCAGCUCAUUUCAAGGCCUCGGCUACAAAAUGCUGCCCAGAUGGAACCAAGCUGAUUGAAGGCCAAUGCUGUCCGCCUGGUAUGAAGGUAUCUGGAGGAAAAUGUUCACAACCACCGAUACCAGCGCCUACAGUGACAGCAGCACCAACACCCAUAACCACUCCGAGUCAGCCUGAAUGUCCUACGGGACAGUACAAAAUUGGCAAUACCUGCUGUCCAAAGGGACAGGUACUCAAUCAAGGAAAGUGCUGCCCUCCAGAUCACUUCGUUGCCUCUAGUACAAAGUGCUGCCCAAAGGGAACCAAGUUCAUGAGUGGAAAAUGCUGCCCGCAAGGCCAAAAAGUAUCUGGCGGAAAAUGUGUCACACCACCAGACCGCGUAACAACAGUGAAACCAACAAUACCGUCAAACGAAUGUCCACCUGGCCAUAAGAAGGCACCUGGUACUACCACCUGCUGCAAGAUAGGCACAGUGUUCAGCAAUGGAAGAUGUUGCCCAAAAGGCUAUAUCGCGAGUGGCAACAAAUGCUGUCCAACGGGAAUGAUACUUGUCCAAGGGAAAUGCUGCAAGAAGGGACAGGUUGUCUCCGGUGGGAAGUGCACUGUGCCUCCGACGCCAGCGCCUCCCCCGGUAACAACUACAAAAAAAGUGGAACCACCAAACGAAUGCCCAAAGGGCACACAAAAGUCAAAUGGACAGUGCUGCCCACGAGGUUUUAUUGGUGCAGGAAGCAAGUGCUGUCCAAAAGGGAAGAUCCUGGUUCAGGGAAAAUGUUGUUCGCCAGGUCAAGUCGUGUCGAGUGGGAAGUGUUCAGCACCACCUACACCAGCACCUGAAGUGCCAAAGACUACCAAUCCAGCGCGAAGGACUACUCCGCCUAGAGGAGGAGGAGUAACAACUCGGCCAGCCUGUCCCAGUGGUCCAGGUGGUCCAAUUAAUGGCGGUAAACGCACCGUGCGUCUUGACCUGAUAUUUAUCCUGGACACAUCAUCAUCAAACGGACAAUCCGGCUUUGGCCGGUCCCGCCAGUAUAUCUUGAUGCUCUUACGUUUGUUUAUCCUGGGACCCUCCGGCCUCAGACUUAAGGUCAUCUACUACACCAAGCACGUGCAUGUGUUGACCUUCGACGUGGAGACCAAGGUUAAAAUGUACAUGAACGAGGUCAUGUCUAUACCGUAUAUGGGAGGAAGGAUUGACAUCUUAAAGAUCUUUCUGAAGGUCAAGGUUGAAUUCACUACAUUCUUUAGGAAGGACAUAAAGAGGUUUCUAUUCUUGUGUGGAGGAUUCAAGGUGGAGAAGUCCCAACAGAGCCAGCUGACAAUCAUAAUCAAGACUGAACUCAUCCUCAAGUUCAAGAUUCAGGUGCACUACUUUGCCGUGGGAGUGACUGCAAAGACUGAUAUGGUGUUCUGGAAGACCGUCAUCAGUGUCAAGCACGUGGUUACCUUCAUCAAGAUUGAGUUGUCGUGGGUCAUACAUUGGUUUGUGACCCAUUCCCUCAAGAUCACCGGAGGCGCGGCAGGAGUUGGUAAGAUAAAAAGACAACACAACCAUGAAGCUCCUGUCCUAUCUGCUUCAUGGUUCCUUGCAGCGCCGUAUGCUUGUACGGUGCUGCUUCUCACCGACUGUAUCGAAAAUUCUGCGUAUCUCGCGAGUGUAUCGAAAAUACUGCGUAAACGCGUAAUAAACAACCGCGUGAUUUUUCGCGUAGGAUUUCGGAAGGCUUGGCGAAGAAGAUGACCCACCAAUAUCGCAAGGAAUUACAAAUGUAGGUGAGUUGUAGCCCAAUUGAGAUUUGUAACUACGACUGAGAUGUGAUUAAGAUAUGAUUUUUUUCAGAUCAUUUGGUUACCAGUCUGCAUCUAAUUUGAAGUGUUUGUAAUACUUUUUGUUCCAGACCCAUUGAUCCUAAAAACCGAACAGCAGUUUCCUUGAGUGAAAUACAGGACAGAACUUAUUAUACGUUAAGGAGAUUGUAUAGGAUUCAAGUUUCGUUACCAAAAUCGAACACGUUAUACAUGGGGUUCUCUAUUGAGAAGGAUUUUGACAUGGUAUUCGGACAUUAG
Molecule: messenger RNA, 2407 nt
Organism: Lineus longissimus
Lineage: Eukaryota; Metazoa; Nemertea; Pilidiophora; Heteronemertea; Lineidae
Product: collagen alpha-1(I) chain-like
Exons: 16
Coding region: 129-2081 (650 amino acids)
Source: RefSeq, a predicted model, not a curated record